Molecule: messenger RNA, 4719 nt
Organism: Solanum lycopersicum (tomato)
Lineage: Eukaryota; Viridiplantae; Streptophyta; Magnoliopsida; Solanales; Solanaceae
Product: putative pentatricopeptide repeat-containing protein At5g43820
Molecular function (GO): protein binding; mRNA binding
Source: RefSeq, a predicted model, not a curated record
UUGUUACUUAGAUUGUAAAAUUUUAGGCUCUCUUUCGCCAUGCAUGAACAUUUAAUUUUGUUCUUCUAACUUUGCCAUUUUUCUUAUGUUCAUUAUACUACUUAUCAAGUUGAUCCCUAAUUCUUAACAAAAAUAAUCUUUAACAGAAAUAGAGUUACCAUUUCUAAUCAACCUUUUAAUGUCAUUCUACUUGUUUAUCUUUGCUACCUUUACAUAUCCGAAUUAUACUAUUUCUUAAUUAGUUCGUUUUGAAGAAUGUCACAACAAUUUUAACAAAAUAUUUUUAACUCAAUACGCGAAUUUGCUUGUAAUAAAGCCCAUAAUCGCAACAGUGACAUUGCCGUCUUCAAAUCAAAGUGGAGAAUUACGAUGCUUCUCGCAAGAUUUCUCAGUUGCAGGUGCAGUUCUCCGAGUCUUCCAUGGUUAAUUUCUAAAUUUUCUCACUCAAUUUCAUCACUCUCUGAGAAAUUCCCCACUAAUUUUGACGAAUCUCAUGUUCUGAAUCAACUUUCCGACCUUUUACCCAUCCGUCGAACUUCUUCAAUCGAAAAACCCAUUCCUACAGAUUCCUCUGCACCAAAAAAUCAGUUUAGGGUUUUCGAUGAGCUUUUAACUCCAGAAGAUAAGUUACGCGGCAUUUUUCUUCAGAAACUUCAGGGCAAAACAGCAAUCGAGAAGGCACUGACAUCUGUUGACGUUGAAUUGACGGUUGAUUUAGUUGCUAAAGUGGUAAACAAAGGAAAUUUAGAUGCUGCAUCAAUAGCUACAUUUUUCAAUUGGGUUAUCAAACAACAAAAAAUACCUAUUGAUAAUGAUACUUACUGUAUAAUUCUUAAAGCAUUAGGAAGGAGGAAGUUUUUCGGGCAGAUGGUUGAAAUAUUAAAGGAAAUGAAGAAUCACGGAGUUAUGCCUGAUUCAGUGACACUUAACAUUGUUGUUGAUAGCUUUAUUCGAGCUCGACAAAUUUCGAAGGCUAUACAAUUGUUUUAUGAAUUAGAGAACUAUGGAUUGAGAUGUAAUACCGAGACACUUAAUGUUGUUUUACGGUGUUUGUGUCAUCGAUCACAUGUAGGUGCUGCAAGUUCAUUACUUGUGAAAAUGCAAGAGAAAGUUCCAUUUGAUGUCACAACCUAUAACAUAGUCAUUGGUGGGUGGUCGAGAUUUGGAAGAGUUAAGGAAGUUGAGAGAUCCUUAAAAGCAAUGGUGGAUGAUGGAUUUGAGGCAGAUAAUUUGACUUAUAGUUGUGUUCUUGAAUGUUUAGGGAGAGCUGGUCGAAUUGAUGAUGCCAUUGAGAUUUUUGAGGGAUUGGAGGAAAAGGGUCGCGUAUUUGAUGCUGAGAUAUACAAUGCAAUGAUUUCGAAUUGCAUUGGACAGGGUGAAAUUGAUGAAUCUUUUAAAUAUUAUGAGAGGAUGUUAAAUACGGAUUGUGAGCCCAAUGCUGAUACAUAUAUGAGACUAAUAUCUGCUUUUCUAAAAGCGAGAAGAGUAGCUGAUGCAAUUGAAAUGUUUGAUGAAAUGCUAAGCCGGAGGAUCAUUGUAACUACAGGGAAUGUAACCUCUUUUCUUGAGCCUUUAUGUAGCUACGGUCCACCUCAUGCAGCUCUAAUGAUUUACAAGAAGGCGAGACAAGCUGGAUUUACGAUAUCCUUGACUGCAUACAAGUUGCUUCUUAUGCGGCUUUCUAGGUUUGGGAAAUGUGGUAUGCUGUUAAACAUCUGGAAUGAGAUGCAAGAAAGUGGUUAUUCUUCCGAUAUGCAAGUUUAUGAGUAUGUCAUCAAUGGGCUUUGCAACGUAGGACAGCUUGAAAAUGCUGUCCUGGUAAUGGAGGAAGCUUUAGAGAAAGGAUUUUACCCUAGCAGGCUUAUUUGUAGCAAAUUAAACAACAAGUUACUAGGUUCAAACAAAAUAGAGAUUGCAUACAGGCUUUUUCUAAAGAUAAAAAUUGCACGUGGAAAGCAAAAUUCACAAACAUACUGGCGUGCUAAAGGGUGGCAUUUCUAAUCUUUGCACAGUCAGCUGGUUAGUGCAACUGUAUCUUCUUUCAGAGUGAUAAAUAUGACAAGAAUCAAGGAUCAAACUUCAUUGCCAGUAGCUGCCGCUGGCAAUGAACUGAAUCUGCUCUUUUACUUUCCAAAUGGGCAUCUAUUGCCUUGUACAGAAGGGUAAUGUUUGAGAAAUUAUGUGAAGCAGCAGGGACUGACGUAUUGUUUUGCAUUAUCAUGGAGGGGGUAGUAUAUGAAAAAAUUGUUGAAGUACAGGGGACUGAAGUGUUACUUUUCUUUGCUAGAAGUUGUUCUGCGGGAAGUAUGGAGAAGUCAUUCCAAUAUGAGUCACAUGUUUAACUUUUUGACCAUUGAGGUGAGUGCUUCUAGUUGGCGUCAAGUUGUGCAGUUGGUAAUGAAUGUAUUCUAACUUCUGUGCUAGCAGUAACAUGAAAAGUAAUUAAAAGAAUUCUCUAUCUUGUUUAUUAAGAACAAUUCAUGUAGAAAAUUAGAAUCAUGUCCCUGAUUUGUCUAUAAUAUUUGUUUGAAACAUAACUGCCUUUAACCCCAGGGGCCAGGGGAGGGGUUAAAAACAUGAAACUUGACUUGAAAAUAACAAGGCUUGUGACUCGCUCAAAUGAUAUGGAUUGGCUGUUCGGUGGCAAAACCUUUGCUGAUUCUUUUUUUAUACAAGGAAAUAGCUAGCUGAUUCAAAACUAUUGGGGAACUUCUCAGUAUGCAUCUCCAACGGUAGUGUUGUACUUUCAUGUAAUAUGGGGAAGGUCUGAUGUUGAGUGAGGAAUAAUGAUGUAAUGGUUGCAUCUCUAGGGUAGGAAGCUGAUAUUGUCGUGGGCGGAUGGAUAAAAAGAGAUUUAUCCAUCAUAUGAGUCCUCCUUAAACCAGAUCUGUGGUCCACCUUAAGGGUGCAGGAGGGCAGGGAAUGAUUUAGAGAAGGUUAAUUGGGAUGGAGCAGGACCUGAGUUUUGUCUCUCAUCAGUUUUGGGAGUGUUGUUUCUUUAUCAGCCGACAUUUCCUCAAGGAAAUAGUCAAAGCUGCACUCUUGAAAACAAAUGUUUCGUCAAUCUCCCAGAAGUAAAGGUAGAUAUUUGGUAUUUGCUUGUUUGGAUUUGACGAUCAACUGUUUCAUGAAUUUUGUGACUUGGUUUCUCGUUCACCUUAAUCUCUUGCACGAUGGAGAACUAUUCUACCAUUCCAAUGUUACUUCUCUGUGUUCUUGUACUACUUUAUCUGGAUUUACGUGGCUAGUCGCUACAUAACAGCUUUAUUAGGUAAAAUGUAUCCAAUUCAUGAACCAAUAUGUUGGGAUGGUCAUCUUGUUCUUAAAUAUAUUGCCUGUCACUGCACAUGUUAUCUCAAAAAGAUCUUAUUUCAUUUGUUUUUCUAUAAAUUUGAAUCAGUGGUGCUUCAAAUUCUAAUUCUGGUGAAGGUACAUCACCAUGGUAUUAUCAUGUUUCCAUCCAUUUGACUAAUAUGAUGCUUUUUCCUCCAAUCGUACUUCCCUGAAAAAGAGAGACCAAUUUGAAACUUAAGCUAUGUGUGCUUAUCUAUUCUAUUCAUUGUUAAAAAAUUUCGCUUGCGAAGGUUGGGAUUCCAUAAAAUCUCAACAUUUCCAUCUGUUUCAAGUUGUACUCAGUUGGAACAUAUGAGAUUGUUGGAACUAUUGCAACAGUGGUUCUUUUAUGUACAUAGCUUGGUCGUACAUGCAAGGAUGGAAAUUCACUUUUAUGUUAUGAGGCAUGAUUGGAACUUGACGUCUUUGUGUCAAUGCCUUGACAAAUAUGUUGCCAAUUUCAAAUGGUAUGUAAUGCUAUGGUUGUAAGGAUUAAAUAUCAUGGAACUCGUUGAUAGGCCAGAUAAAGCCCUUAAGUACUUUCAGGAGAUGACGUUAAAGGACAUUCAACCUGCUGCUGUAGUGAGCUUUUACGCCUCUAGUAUUGCUCGAACCAUCAAAUUCCCGUGAGCUGUUCUUUUCAUUGAUUUAUAUACUUGAGGAGAUGUUGAUUGAGGAAGACAUUACUUUGGUGGAAUGCCAUGGUUGAUACGUAUUCUAACCUGCGUUUUAGUGAUUGCUCUCUUGAGAGAUCCAUGUUCAUGAUGUAGUUUUGUGGAACAGAGUGACCACAAGUUAUGCUCGAAAUGGCCUUGCAUGUGUUUGCACCAAUACGAGGACCUUGAAUGAUCAUCUUACCAGCACAUGCCAUUUAGGUGCAUUGCAAGAAGAGUAAAGUGACUCAUGGGCAUGUGUUUGAGGUUGUUCUUCAUCUGGCUGUCUUUAUUUAUACCUUCCUCAUCGACCUCUGGACGAUCAUUGUCAUGGUAUCCAUGGGAACCGUAUGAUAUCUCUGCAUCUAUCUAAGGAUAUGCCGGAAAUACAUGUUUUCCUUCUCCAUUGUGAACUGCAGGCCAUUAAGGAUAGUUGAAGAAGAUGAUCAUGCAAGUAUCUCCGCGCAACGGAGGAGUUUGUUAUUAAGCCUACACUAAAAGCAGUUUAGCUGCAUGAUGAUACUGUUUUCUAGGGCUUACAAGCAUGUCGUUUGUCCAGAUGCUUCUUUCUGGGAUGCCCAUAUUGUUGCUUACAGAGUCUUUAUGGAAAUACAGAGCUGGUUAAAUUGGCUUCAGAUAAUUUGUUUGUAAUCAGAUCCCAUUUCCCAAGGCAUCCGUCUUGUUAGAUCUUGGCAUAUGUUAUUCAAUUCCAAUAGUAUUAUUUUAGUUAGUA